Messenger RNA from Medicago truncatula (barrel medic), 746 nucleotides. RefSeq names its product gibberellin-regulated protein 4. NCBI's taxonomy places the organism in Eukaryota, Viridiplantae, Streptophyta, Magnoliopsida, Fabales, Fabaceae. The record is from RefSeq and is a predicted model, not a curated record. The coding region runs from base 225 to 548 and encodes 107 amino acids. The transcript is spliced from 4 exons.
GUGGCAUCUCACAAAACUCUAUGCAAGUUUUCACAUAUCAAAUCCAAUAAUAAAUAUUGAUGAUAAAUGUGGUAGUUCUCCCACCCUCAUCAAAAUUCUAUAAAUGCUCCCACUUUCACUUUAUGUAUUGUUCCAUUAUCACUUUACUCCCCUCUCUUUAAUCCUCUUGUGGUCCAUUUUUGUGCUACACACAUUUUCCUCUUCUUGAAACAUUGACAUUGGCCAUGGCUAGAUUAGUUGUUGUUUUCAUCUUGGUCCUCAUUGCAAUUUCCAUGCUUCAAACGGUGGUCAUGGCUUCUCAUGGACAUGGAGGCCAUCACUACAAUGACAAGAAAAAAUAUGGACCUGGAAGUCUUAAGAGUUACCAAUGCCCAUCUCAAUGCUCAAGGAGAUGCAAAAAUACUCAAUAUCACAAGCCAUGCAUGUUCUUUUGUCAAAAGUGUUGUAACAAAUGCUUGUGUGUGCCCCCGGGGUAUUAUGGGAACAAAGCUGUAUGCCCUUGCUACAACAAUUGGAAGACUCAACAAGGAGGACCAAAAUGCCCUUAAGCUUGUUCUUCAUCAAAUUAAAUUAACAAAUACUAUAACUAAACUACAUGUCUUUCUUAUAAUAUGUGUUUCACUUGUUUUUUUUUCUUAACAACAUUACACGAUCUUAUUAGUUCUCUAUGUAACACUAUCUUGUUGAAUUGAGGAUGUCCUGGAACAUUCGUUAAUAUUUCUCUUAUAUUAUAUGGUUUUAAAAGA